CACUCAUACCUUCACAGACAUACACACCAACAGGAAAUAAAACCAGAGUAAAUGUAAAUGAGCUUCACUGAGCAUGCAACAGAGAGAGAAGAAAGAGACCAGGGGGAGGGGGGUCUAAGUGGUGAGUGAAGAAGGAAGGUGAGAGAGAGUGUGGUGUGGUGUUUGUUCGCCUCAGCAGGAACAGCAGUCAGUGGAGGGAGUUUGCGUCUGUGUGUGUGUUUGUGCCAUGCCCCAGGAGUAAUGGACUCCCAGAACCGGGCUGCACUGGACAUCUCCACCCGGAAUCCCCAGGAGGACUUUGAGAUUCUUCUCCGGGUCGGUGGAGGCACCUAUGGCGAAGUUUACAAGGCUCGGAACAAGCAGAACGGGGAGCUGGCGGCCAUCAAGGUCAUCAAGAUGGAGCCAGAUGAGGACUUCUCAGUAAUCCAGCAGGAGAUCGUCAUAGUGAAGAGCUGCAAGCACCGCAACAUUGUGGCCUACUAUGGCAGCUAUAUACGGGCCAACACGCUGUCGAUCUGCAUGGAGUUCUGUGGAGGAGGCUCUCUCCAGGAUGUCUACCAUGUGACCGGACCUCUCUCUGAGCUUCAGAUUGCAUUUGUCUGCAGGGAGAUGUUGCAGGGUCUGGAUUACUUACAUGGCCAGAAGAAGAUUCACCGAGAUAUAAAGGGUGCCAACAUCCUCCUUAAUGACCAAGGAGAGGUGAAGCUAGCGGACUUUGGGAUUUCGGCACAGAUCACGGCUACUCUGGCACGGCGGAUGUCCUUCAUCGGGACUCCUUACUGGAUGGCGCCAGAGGUGGCUGCCGUGGCGAUAAAGGGGGGUUACAAUGAGCUGUGUGACGUGUGGUCUGUAGGAAUCACUGCUAUCGAGCUGGCUGAGCUGCAGCCCCCAUUGUUCGAUGUGCACCCACUACGGGUGCUGUUCCUCAUGUCCAAAAGUGGCUACCAACCUCCUAAACUAAAGGAAAAGGCCAAAUGGUCCUCGAUUUUCUAUAACUUUGUCAAGGCAAUGCUGAUCAGGAACACUAAGAAGAGACCCAGUGCCUCAAAGAUGCUGACACACCUGUUUCUGACCCAGCCGUGUCUGAGACAGGAUCUGAUCUUGGAUCUGCUGGAGAAGCUGCGUCACCCUGAGAAACUGAAGCCCUCGCUGCCAUCUGAGGAGGAGGACGUGGAGGUUGUGGUACCCGGCUCCCUGAGAAGGAUUUACUCCAUUAACAGACACAACCAGGCAGAGAGAACCAACUCUGACAUCAGCUUGGAGCAGCUCUACACCAGGAGGCCAGUAAAGACAGCCUCACCAGAAGCAAUGGUACGGUCUACAGUGCAGUGGCACACACUGGGAUCCACUGGCAGCGACAAGAGCCUAAUCAGAGACCAAUGCAUGGACUCAGAUGAUGACUAUGAUGACGUGGACAUUCCGACCAUCUGCACCAGAAGUGUAACAAUCCCACUAGAUGACAUCCCACCCCCACUCCCUCCUAAGCCCAAAGUUUGUCCCAGUUCAGAGGAGAUUGUGACAGGAGAGGACGAACAUGGCCGGACACUUCACUCCCUCUACGCCCCCUCGCCCCUCCUCCGGACCUUUAGUGCCACCCACACACGCCCCGUCCCCCGUCCGCGCUCCCGGCGAAACGUCAACUCCGACCCUGUUUCCUUCCCAUUACACAUAACAGACAGACCAGCGGACCUCCAACCACCUGAGCUGCCCCCCAAGAAAGACAGGAGAAGGAGACAGCCCCCCCAGGAUCCAGUUGAAUGUGCCAGCCCUGUGCUGAAGAAACCUCCAGUGUAUUUUAAGAAAGUAUUCCAUGGCUGUCCGUUGAAAGUGAAUUGUUCAACGUCGUGGGACCAUCCGACAACUAAAGACCACCACCUGAUCCUGGGAGCAGACGAGGGGAUCUACAGCCUCAACCUGAACAGCUCAGAGGCCACCAUGGAGCUGCUCUAUCCAGGAAAGUGCAGCUGGGUUUACACCAUUAGUAAUGUCCUCAUGUCAAUAUCAGGUAAGUCAUCCCAGCUCCAUUCUCACUUACUGAAGGACUGUGUGGAGCAGGCCGAAAGGAGCAGCGAAUGGUGGCCUUGCCAACCCACAGACUAUUGCCUAGGACCCUACAACUCAUUGCCUAUUUUUGGUCGAGCCCAUGUAAGUGUUCAUUGGCUCAUCAAGCGUGAGUACACACAGGAUCCCACAAGCAUCCUUCUCACCAUCCUGCUGCCCACUGUCUUCCUGGGUUCCUCACACUUUGACUUCCCCCUGCCCAGUCCCCUGCAUGUGUUUGAGAUGAUGGUGACACCGCAGCAGGAGUACCCUCUAGUGUGUAUUGGGGUACACAAGGGUCCCAGUCCUGAGCAGCCCAUUAAACUGGACAACAUGAACCUCAACUCCAACACCUCUUGGUUCACCAACACUGGCUUAGAGAGCCGGUGUCCUGACACAGUGCAGGUGAACCAGCUGGACUGUAACACUCUGCUGGUGCUCAUUGACAAUUCAGUACAUAUUGUGGACCUGGAGGGGGUGCAGAGGAGCCACCGGAUAAUUCAAGGCGAGACCACUUUCACUUUUGAUGUGGAAGCUGUAGUGUAUUUUGAGAACACUCUGCUGGCUGUGUGGCGUCAUGGCUGGCAGAGGAGAGGAGAGGGCCCAGACAUACUGCAGGAGAUCACAGACCCCAAGAAGACCUUCCGUCUAGUGGGAUCAGACCGGAUAGUUGUCAUGGAGACACGGCAGAGUGAGGACAAUUCGGGGCUCUGUAACCUGUACAUCCUGGAGAUUGCGGAGAACUAUGUCCCAGUACCUUGAGAACUCUAGCACAUGGGACCAAUCUCAAGGUAGCACCACUGCAAACACUCCAAGCAGCAGCCAUGGCACUGUGUCCAUGCCCAACAACACUGCUGUGCUGCUGGUUUAAAGGAGCACAGACAGAAUUCAUCCCUCACAAUCUAGGAGCAGAUGGAGCGCUUCCACUGCCAGCCCACACAGGCAGUGUGCCCAGACACACAUGUGCAUUCAUUCCUCCACAAAUACCUAUUUAUCCUYUAACAGUACUACAGUACUUGACCUCUGCUYCAACCUGGUCUCAGAGCAUUUCYUAUUAUUCUGUAUGUGAAUCAGAUUAUUCUGUAUGCGAAUCAGAGACACUCCGUUUGGUAUGAUAUGUUAUGUUUCGUAAUGUAUGUAUUCAUUUAUGGAUUUCCAUCACCCAUUUCAUAUGUUACGAAUUACAAUUCAUAUUAUAUGUUAUGAAUUUCCAAAUGUAUAAUGUGUUACGAAUUUGCGAAAAUGUACAAUAUGUAACGCAUUUGCAAAAUGUAUGAUAUGUUACGAAUUCUAGCUAGGUGGCGAACAUUAGCU
Molecule: messenger RNA, 3354 nt
Organism: Salvelinus sp. IW2-2015
Lineage: Eukaryota; Metazoa; Chordata; Actinopteri; Salmoniformes; Salmonidae
Product: mitogen-activated protein kinase kinase kinase kinase 5
Biological process (GO): protein phosphorylation; intracellular signal transduction
Cellular component (GO): cytoplasm
Molecular function (GO): ATP binding; MAP kinase kinase kinase kinase activity
Source: RefSeq, a predicted model, not a curated record